Molecule: messenger RNA, 1253 nt
Organism: Camelina sativa (false flax)
Lineage: Eukaryota; Viridiplantae; Streptophyta; Magnoliopsida; Brassicales; Brassicaceae
Biological process (GO): maturation of SSU-rRNA from tricistronic rRNA transcript (SSU-rRNA, 5.8S rRNA, LSU-rRNA)
Cellular component (GO): nucleolus; small-subunit processome
Source: RefSeq, a predicted model, not a curated record
UGUCGGAAAGUCUGUACUGUAGGGGAGGGUUUCUAUUGAUUUUCCAAUCUCUGUGCCGUCGGUGACCUUUUAAUCGAUUCUCUUUCUCUCUCGGUCGCCGUCAAGUUCACUAUCUCCGACUUAUCUUUCUGUCAAGUUCUGAAGAAGAAUCAUGGAGGAUGUCCCAAACCCGAGCCUUGUUGGAAAAAUAAAGAAAGAAGCUCCACAGCUAGCAACUGUGUUGAGAGAAAUGAAGAAUGGUCUAGAUGUGGUUAGGAGCAAAGUGGAGGAUCUCACUGCUAAGGUAAAAGCAAACAGUUAUCCGACCACGGAUGGGAUAAGUUACCUAGAGGCCAAGCAUCUGUUACUUCUAAGUUAUUGCCAAUGUCUUGUAUAUUAUCUGCUAAGGAAAACAAAAGGAUUAUCUAUUGAUAGCCAUCCUGUUGUAAGGAGCCUUGUAGAGAUACGAAUGUUUCUUGAAAAGAUUCGUCCCAUAGACAAAAAACUUCAGUACCAGAUUCAGAAGCUCACUACUACCGGUGGGUCUGUGACAGAGCUAGCCGAGGGAAAGGGAUCUGGUGCUGCCCAAGCAUCUGAAGAUCUUUCUAAUUAUAAGCCUAAACCAGACUUACUUGCUGACAAAACUGAGGAUGAUCAAGAGGAUGGUGUUUAUCGACCACCGAAAUUCGCUCCGAUGUCUAUGGAUGAUAAGACAUCAAAACAGGAAAGAAACGCUGCCAGAAAAGAGAAACACUUUUUAAGAGCUACUGAAGAUACAUACUGGAAAGAUGUGUUGGAUGAUCUCGAGGACAAGCCUGAAGAGAUCAGAGACUUUUAUGGGGCUGAGAGCAGGGAGCAGAAGAAGUUCAUAACACAAUAUGAAAGGCAACAACAAGCAGAAGAAGAGCUCUUCACUCGGGCACCUCGCACUAAAGAGGAUAAGAAGAGAGAAAAGCGCUUGAAAUCAAGCAGCGGGUUGCUUGGACUAACCGAGAAUUUCAUGGAUGAAUUCAAGUUCUUGGACAAAGAUGGUGAACAGCCCCGUAAAAGGGGAGGAAGUUUCAAGAAAAGAAAGACAAGGCACUGACUGGUUACUUUUGCUGCAUCACUGCACCAAUUUUGUUUCCAAGUUAUGAUGAUUGAAAGUAAUGAAUGUAAGAACACAUAAUUUUGCAGUUUUACUGUUUUAGUAUUUGGUUCAUGGUCAUGCUCUUGCAGUAAAAUUCGGAAGAGACCUUUUCUCUUUAGCUAAAUUUAGCUUGUUACCACCGAAA